UAUUAAGGCCCGGGGCCCUCAGUGAUCCCUCCCUGAACUUGUGAAGCUGAACUCCAGCUCCGACCAGCAGUCAGUCAGUCAGACAGUCAGUCAGCGGUGGGAUCGGCAGCCGCAUGGCUUCUGCGUAAACUUUCCUCAGCAACAAGUGGAGACUGUCGGAGACGACACGAGGAAGAGCUCUUCUAUGACUCCCGCGCUCCGCUUAUGAAAGUGUUGUUUCCCACUCGUGCAUGCGUAAACCAGCGGGGAGCUGUGGCGCCGUGUCCCGGCCAGAAGACUAGAACAAACGAGUGGCAACAGCAGUCCGGAGGCAUGAUUUGGAGACGGGGCUCGGUGGCUGCUGCCUUUCUCCUCUGCUUCCUCCUGAAGGUGUCGGAGGGAACGGGCAAAUUCGAGAUCCAAAUCCUGUCACUGCAGAACGCCAACGGAGAGCUGCAGAACGGCCUGUGCUGUGAUGGCACGCGGAACGCCGCGGAUAGAAAGUGCACGCGGGACGAGUGCGAUACGUUUUUCAAAGUGUGUCUGAAGGAAUACCAGUCGCGGGUGUCCGUUGCGGGGCCCUGCAGCUUCGGAGUGGGAUCCACGCCGGUGCUCGGAGGGAAUACGUUUUCUUUCAAGAGCGCACUGGGGAAUGACCUCACGGAAUCCUUGAUAGUUUUGCCCUUCUCUUUUGCCUGGCCGAGGUCCUACACUUUGAUCGUGGAGGCCUGGGACUUCAACAACGAAACCAGCGGUGCAGAAGGGAAGUUGAUAGAGAAAGCGUCUCUUUCGGGCAUGAUCAACCCCAGCCACAACUGGCAGAGGCGCACCCACAACGGCCCCGUCGCUCAGUUCGAGUACCAAAUCAGGGUUCGCUGCGAUGACCAUUACUUCGGCUUUGGUUGCAACAAGUUCUGUCGGCCCAGGGACGAGUUCUUUGGGCAUUACACGUGUGACGGAAAUGGAAACAAAACGUGUCUGGAAGGCUGGUCUGGGCCUGAAUGCAACACAGCAAUUUGCCGCCAGGGCUGCAGCACUGAGCAUGGGUCGUGCAAGGAGCCUGGUGGAUGCGAUUGUCUCUACGGCUGGCAGGGCCAGUACUGCGAUAAGUGCAUCCCUCAUCCCGGCUGCGUGCACGGCACCUGCGUGGAGCCGUGGCAAUGCCUGUGUGAAACCAACUGGGGGGGACAUCUCUGCGAUAAAGAUCUGAAUUACUGCGGAACUCGCCAGCCAUGUCUAAAUGGGGGGACGUGCAUCAACACAGGACCUGAUAAGUACCAGUGCACCUGUGCGGAGGGUUACUCAGGUGCAAACUGUGAGAGAGCGGAACGGGCUUGUCUCUCUAAUCCCUGCUCCAACGGGGGGAGCUGCUCAGAAACCAGUCAAGGAUACGAGUGUCGGUGCGCUCCCGGUUGGAGUGGCCCCUCCUGCUCCACGAAUGUGGACGACUGCUCCCCCAACCCCUGUAGUCACGGAGGGACCUGCCAGGAUCUAGUCAACGGCUACAAGUGUCACUGUCCGUCACAAUGGACGGGGAAGACGUGCCUGAUCGAUGCCAACGAAUGUGACAGCAAGCCCUGUGUCAAUGCCAACUCCUGCCGCAACCUGAUUGGUGGAUACUUCUGCGAGUGCCUGCUGGGUUGGACGGGCCAGAACUGUGACAUCAACAUCAACGACUGCAAGGAUCAGUGCCAAAAUGGAGGAACUUGUAAGGACUUGGUGAACGGCUAUCGCUGCCUCUGCCCGCCUGGUUUUACCGGCGAGCUCUGCGAAAGGGACAUUGACGAGUGUGCGAGCUCGCCGUGUCUGAACGACGGCCGGUGUCAGGAUGAGGUGAACGGUUUCCAGUGUCUGUGUCUGACCGGCUUCUCAGGAAACCUCUGCCAGCUGGACAUCGACUACUGCUCACAGAACCCGUGUCAGAAUGGAGCGCCCUGCUUCAACCUGGCCAGUGACUACGUGUGCGCUUGUCCGGAAGACUAUGAGGGCAGGAACUGCUCCCACCUAAAGGACCACUGUCGGACCACCACAUGCACAGUGAUUGACAGCUGCACGGUCGCUGUGGCAUCCAACAGCACACCGGGAGGAGAGCGCUACAUUUCGUCAAAUGUGUGUGGACCUCACGGCCGCUGCCGGAGUCAAGCCGGAGGACAGUUCACCUGCGAGUGCCAAGAGGGCUUCAGGGGCACCUACUGCCAUGAGAACAUCAACGACUGUGAGAGUAACCCCUGCCGCAACGGAGGCACCUGCAUCGACAAAGUCAGCGUGUACCAGUGCAUCUGCGCUGACGGCUUUGAAGGCGACCACUGCGAGAUAAACAUCGACGACUGCAGCACCAGCCCCUGUCGUAAUGGAGGAACGUGCCGGGACCUGGUGACUGAUUUCUUCUGCGAGUGUAAAAAUGGCUGGAAGGGAAAAACCUGCCACUCCCGUGAAAGUCAGUGUGAUGAAGCAACGUGCAACAACGGGGGGACCUGCCAUGACGAGGGCGACACAUUCCAGUGCAAGUGUUCCCCGGGCUGGGAGGGAACGACGUGCAACAUAGCAAAAAACUCCAGUUGUCUGCCCAACCCAUGUGAAAAUGGAGGUACCUGCGUGGUGAAGGGAGAGUCCUUCACCUGUGUCUGCAAGGAAGGCUGGGAGGGUCCCACCUGCACCCAGAAUACCAACGACUGCAGUCCACACCCUUGCUACAACAGUGGGACUUGUGUCGAUGGGGACAACUGGUACCGCUGCGAGUGUGCGCCAGGCUUCGCAGGUCCAGACUGUCGCAUUAAUAUCAACGAGUGCCAGUCCUCUCCCUGUGCUCUGGGUUCCACCUGUGUGGAUGAGAUUAACGGAUAUCGCUGCUUGUGUCUCCCGGACAGAACCGGAUCCCACUGUCAAGAAAUCACAAAGAAACAUUGCUCUGUUAACGGACACGUUGCUGCUGAUGGAACCAAAUGGGAAGAAGACUGCAACAGUUGCCAAUGCUCCAAUGGAAAAGUCGUGUGCACAAAGAUGUGGUGUGGGCCAAGAUCUUGCAAACUAGGUGGUAAAGGUCGAGGUGGUUGCCCAGUGGGAAAGAGCUGCCUCCCUAUUAGGGACGGCCAUUGCUUCGUGAAGCCUUGUCCUGAUGCUGGAGAGUGCUGGGACUCCAACCCUCCGAAGCCCCCCGUUAAAUGCCACCCCAGCUCCCCUUACCAGGACAGCAGCUGUGCCAACAUCACCUUCACCUUUAACAAGGAGAUCAUGUCAUCAGUAGGGGGCUUGACUGUGGAGGGAGUAUGCAACAAGCUGAGGCAUUUAAAUGUGGUCAAGAAUUUCUCCUUGGAACAACGCUUGUAUAUAACAUGUGACCCAUCCUUUUCGGCCAGCAAUGAGAUCCACGUCUGCAUUUCAACAGAAGACCACCGCUUGGACCGCAGCCCCAUAAAAGAGAUCACGGAUAAGAUCAUCGACCUGGUUAGCAAACGCAAUGGGAACAACACAAUCAUAUCUGCCAUUGUGGAAGCUCGCGUACCAAGUCCCAACAAAACAGAUUACCUUGUGCCUCUUCUGAGCUCCAUCUUUAUCGUCAUCUGGGUGCUGGUGCUGGUCUCCGUUCUUCUUUGGUGCAUGCGACGCCGGCGGAAGCAGAGCAACCACAAUGGGACGUCGGCAAACGGCUCUGAGGACAACACGACCAACAACGUGCGAGAGCAGCUCAACCAGAUCAAGAACCCUAUAGAAAAGCACGUGGGCCUGACGGUGGCCAUCAAAGACUACGAAAACAAGAACUCCAUCAUUGCCAAAAUAAGGACAAAUCAUCCGGAAGGGGAUGAGGACGACAAGGAGAGGCACUUACAGAAGAGCCGCUUUGCCAAACAGCCAGCAUACACACUGGUGGAGAGGGACGAGAAGGCGCCCAUCUCCAACCCCAAUUCCACAUCCAAGCAUCCUAAUUGGACUAAUAAACAGGAUAACAGAGACUUGGAGACAGCAAACAGCAUAAACAGGAUGGACUACAUUGUAUAGCAGACAGCUGUGUUGCUGAGCAACCAAGCCUUAUGCCUUCACACCCAGGUGGUGGGUUAAAACCGGGGAACAUUGACAUGUGUAGUUAGAAAACUGUCAUGUCUGUUGUUGACCCCACAGUAUUUUCCGAUUUUCCCCGUGUUAAUUUAAGUUCUGACAAGCUGGCUUACACUGGCAGUGACGGUUGCUUUGUUUGGCUGGAAUUAUAAGGCACUGGUCUACAUUUCACUGCAGAACAACUUGCAAAAGUGUCCUGUUGUGCAUUUCAUUUCCCUUUCUUAACAAGACUUGGCGGACACAUGGAAGGGCCUCCUGGUGUCGUUGUGGUCCAGUGGCUUAAACUGACAUGUCCAGCACUAGAUCCAGUCAUUAUUUUUGGUAAACAUUUUAGUUCUGUUUCGGAGAAAGUGCCUUCUCAGCUUUAAACUUCAGCAAUUGUCAAAUGAAAAAAAAGAAAUCCACUUUAUUAUUUAUUUUUAUUUUGGAUGGGAAGGGGAGGGAGAAGAGAGGGUUCGAUGUCAGCAGUCGCUGCCAAAAUGAAGAAUAUAUGUGACAAUUUAGAACCUGUAGAUAUGUACAUUUUUUUUUAUUAAUCAUUGUGUAUAUUUGAUUUAUUAACUUAAUAAUCAAGAGCCUUAUCAUUCCUUUUUAUUUAUGUUUUGUAUAGAUUGAAGGUUUUGAUAGAUACAUUUCUGUCAUUGAAUUUUUUUUUUCAAUGAAUUGAAUAAAAAAACAAACUUCAAAAUUUGUCAGACGACAAAAGAUGGGCACUUUGGGCCUGAGAACUUUUUUGUUUUUUGUUUUUGACAUUUCAUUAUUUGUUGCCAGGACCUUAAGUGAGUUCAACUAAGGUUAGGACAACGAAAGAUCACAGAUGCUGUGAGAGAGAGCUGGACGUGGUGGCAGACAUAUUGCUUGCCACUAAUGGAUAUAUACUUAAGGGAACAAAAAAACUCUUCUGCAGCUUAAGUUUAACCCAUUAAUAUAUUUCAAAGGCUGUCGAAAUCCACCAGCUUGCAAGGCAAGUCAAUCCAUGACACCCCAAAAAUUCCCAUCUGCUUUAGUCAGUGUAAUAGCAUAAGCUAGGCCAUGAGUACUUGAACAGUAAGGGGGCAAUGGGACUCAUUCACAAACACUGCCUUGCUCUGCUUUUCUGAUUUGUUUGUGCACACUUCCUAUAAAAUAAAUUAGGCUCUUAAAAAUGUUUGUUAACCCCUUUGAAAUCAUGGCAACAUUUGUCCUUUUUUUGACUAUUGUGUUAUGAACUUGAGAAUUGUGUGAUGAGCUGGCAAUAUAUUUUUGAAAGUCAUAUUUAUUAAAUAUUUUGUAUGAAAAGAGAAUUAAAGUUGUCUUUCUUCUGGAA
Messenger RNA from Oryzias melastigma (Indian medaka), 5338 nucleotides. RefSeq names its product jagged canonical Notch ligand 1b (gene jag1b). Gene Ontology annotation, molecular function: calcium ion binding; Notch binding. The transcript is spliced from 26 exons. The record is from RefSeq and is a predicted model, not a curated record. Gene Ontology annotation, biological process: Notch signaling pathway; cell communication; multicellular organism development. The coding region runs from base 205 to 3975 and encodes 1256 amino acids. Lineage: Eukaryota; Metazoa; Chordata; Actinopteri; Beloniformes; Adrianichthyidae. Gene Ontology annotation, cellular component: membrane.